This is a messenger RNA of Knipowitschia caucasica, 8190 nucleotides long. NCBI's taxonomy places the organism in Eukaryota, Metazoa, Chordata, Actinopteri, Gobiiformes, Gobiidae. The record is from the annotation of a GenBank genome assembly.
AUGUUCCUGGAUGGAACGGCAAAGGGCCUAAACAAGAAGCACGAGAACGAGAAGAGGUCAUGGCACGAGAGCGGGAACGGCUCCGGAAGCUGGAAGAAAGGGAGCAUAGAUUACAACUUCUCUACCCAAAAAGUGGGGCCUCGAGAUCUGCUCCAGGGGGGUCCCACACUCUUCCACCCGUGGCAACAGCUCAGGGGACAGGGGCAUCACAGACUCAGCGCUCUGUGUCUUUUGAGAUCCCAGGUCAUCAAUGAUAUCCUGACCCGGCUCGCUAAGAGCAAAGUAGAUGCUGUCCUUGAAGAGACUAUUGAUGCCCAAGUAAAGCUGGGAUUUAGUCCUUCUACCACUGCUGAGUUGGCCAACUACCUUAUUUUCUUGGAUCAAAUAGAAGACAGAGAAGUCAUGACACUUGACCACAAAACACAGGACAAACAAAUUGUGGAUAUCAACGCUGACCCUGCCAAAGUGCGACUGCUUCUGGGUGAAAUCCAGAUUUCUGUUGAUGAGCUCCGCUCCCAAGCAGCCACAUAUAUGUCCUAUCAGAAAAGAUUUAAUGUGGAGGUGAAAUGUCACUCUUUGGACAAGUUGACGACAGAUGUUCGGCUGAAGCAGCUGUUGUGGGACUCUUUGGAGGAAUGGGACAGUUUACAAGAGCGAUUGAAACAGGUCGAGGAGGCCAUGUUUGCAUCACUGCGUCGCCUCAGUAAAGCAGCCAUUGCAGAUUAUCAGGUCAAGUCCAGAGAGGAAUGGGUCGUGGCCGGGCAUCCGUCACAGGAUCGGUGUUAUUUAUGUCUAAUGGGGGCUUUGCAAUUAGACCUUGGAGGGGCCCCAGCAGGGCCAGCUGGGACAGGAAAGACAGAAACAACCAAGGAUCUAGCCAAGGCCUUAGGAAUUCAGUGUGUGGUCUUCAAUUGUUCAGAUGGAUUGGACUACAAGAUGAUGGGCCGCUUUUUCAGUGGUCUUGCUCAAUCUGGAGCCUGGUGUUGCUUUGAUGAGUUUAAUCGGAUUGACAUUGAAGUCUUAUCUGUGAUUGCUCAACAGCUGAUCACUAUUCGAAAUGCAAAAGCUGCAAAGCUAUCAAGGUUUAAAUUUGAAGGAAGAGAGAUCAAACUAGUGAUGACCUGCGCUGCAUUCAUUACUAUGAAUCCUGGCUAUGCUGGCAGAACAGAACUGCCCGACAAUCUGAAGGCUCUGUUCAGACCUAUUGCUAUGAUGGUGCCAAAUUAUGCUCUUAUUGCAGAGGACCACUAUGAUUUUGGCAUGAGAGCUGUCAAGUCUGUGCUGGUGAUGGCUGGAUCAUUGAAGAGGACUAACCCCCACCUUAGUGAAGAUGUGGUACUUAUCCGAGCCUUGCGGGACUCUAACCUCCCAAAGUUUCUCACCGAUGAUGCUGUCUUGUUCGGUGGGAUCUUGUCUGACCUGUUUCCUGGGGUUUCUAUCCCUGAGCAUGACUACGGUGUGCUACAAACUACUAUUCUAGAGUCACUGGUUAAGCGCAACCUACAGCCUCUGCCUACCAUGACCAACAAGGUGAACAAGUUGACUCUAGAAUGGAUUGAUGGAUUGAUGGCGUUGAGUGUGCGUGAGGCCGUUAGCGACACGACUGAUGAUCACAAAUGGGUCGUGUGUGAUGGCCCGGUGGAUGCCCUGUGGAUUGAAAACAUGAACACUGUGCUGGAUGACAAUAAGAUGCUCUGUCUGGCAAACAGCGAACGAAUCAAACUCACCCCGUCCAUCCACAUGGUGUUUGAGGUUCAAGAUCUUGCAGUGGCGUCUCCAGCAACUGUCAGUCGAUGUGGAAUGGUUUACAUUGAUCCAAAUGAACUGAAAUGGAUGCCUUAUGUUCAGACAUGGAUCAGUGUUCUUGGAGACAAGUUCCCAGAGCCAGAUGUGCGCGACCUAAACAGGGUUCUUUGCCAGACUUUCAUCUUCUGCUAUCUUUGGUCUGUUGGAGGUAAUGUGACCAGCACAUACUGGGAUUCCUUUGACGCCUUUGUAAAGGAGCAGUUUGCGGGAAACCUAGAUGCUGAGAUUCCAGAUCAUAUUCUCUGGAAUGUAUACAUGAACUUUAAGACCAUCCGUCUGCAACCAUGGGACAAGAUCAUUCCUGAUUUUAAAUACAACAGUGAACAGCCAUUUUUUGAGAUGCUGGUCCCAACAACAGACACUGUGCGUUAUGGCUAUUUGAUGGAGAAAUUACUUUCUGUCCAACGCUCUGUACUUUUCACUGGUGACACUGGAGUGGGGAAGUCAGUUGUUGCCAGAGAGCUACUGAACAGGAUCCAAGAAAAAGAAGGAUAUCUCCCAAUCUUCAUAAACUUUUCUGCUCAGACUUCUUCUGCACGCACACAAGAAAUCAUUGAGUCUAAACUAGAAAAAAAGAAAAAAAGUGUUCUUGGUGCCCCUGGUAAUAAAAAAUUAGUGGUCUUUGUCGACGACUUGAACAUGCCUAAGCUGGACAGCUAUGGCUCGCAGCCACCCAUCGAACUCCUUCGUCAGUUCCAAGACUUUUCUGGAUUUUAUGACAGAGGAAAAUUCUAUUGGAAGGAGAUACAGGACAUGACAAUUGCAGCUGCAUGCGCUCCUCCUGGAGGGGGCCGCAACCCAGUGACUCCUCGGUUUAUUCGCCAUUUCAGUAUGCUGUGUUUGCCCACUCCAUCGGAUCAGAGCCUCAAACAAAUCUUCAAGGCUAUCCUAAAUGGUUUCCUCACAGACUUCAAUGAGGAAGUAAAGUCCUGCUCCUCUCACAUUGUGGAUGCGUCUGUGGAGAUCUAUAAUCGUCUGAGUUUGGAUUUGCUCCCCACUCCAGCAAAGUCCCACUAUGUCUUCAAUCUCAGAGACCUCUCUAAGUGUGUUCAAGAGAAAGAGGACCGUGUGUAUGAAGAUCUAACAGACAUAAAGAAGAUUCAGAACGUUCUGCAGGACUACCUGGAUGACUACAAUGUGACCUUUUCAAAAGAGAACCGGCUGGUGUUUUUCCAAGAUGCUGUGGAACAUGUUUCCAGAAUUGCCCGCGUGAUUCGCCAAGAGAGAGGAAAUGCACUCCUUGUGGGGGUGGGAGGUACAGGAAAACAGUCUCUUACCCGACUAGCUUCUCACAUGUGUGGCUAUCGGUGCUUUGAAAUCGAGCUGACCCGAGGCUACAGCUAUGAGAGCUUCCAUGAAGACCUGAGGAGACUGUACAAAAUGGCUGGUGUGGAAGACAAAGAUAUGGUGUUUCUCUUUACUGAUACUCAGAUUGUGGUGGAAGGGUUUUUAGAGGACAUCAACAACAUGCUAAAUUCUGGUGAAGUGCCCAAUCUUUUUGAGAAGGAUGAAUUGGAACAAGUCCUGGCAGCGACGCGCCCAAAAGCAAAGAAGGCUGGAUUAAAUGAAGAGAAUCGAGAUGAGGUCUUCCAAUUCUUCAUUGCUCGUGUGCGUGAGAAGCUGCACAUCGUUCUGUGCAUGAGCCCUGUUGGCGACGCCUUCAGAUCACGGUGCCGGAUGUUUCCCUCACUUGUGAACUGCUGCACUAUUGACUGGUUUAUUGAGUGGCCACGAGAGGCUCUGCUCUCUGUCUCUCAGGCCUUCUUCCAGAACAUAGACCUCGGUAGCGAGCUUCUGAAACAGAGCUUCUCCACUAUGUGUGUGGAGAUACAUGUCAGUGUGUCCGACAUGGCUGAGCGCUUCUACUCUGAGCUGAGACGCAGAUAUUACACUACACCUACUUCAUACCUGGAGCUCAUAAACUUGUACCUGUCCAUGCUAGGGACACAGAAGAAACAGUUAGUCCUUGCAAGGGACCGUGUAAAGAAUGGGCUGACUAAGCUUCUUGAGACCAAUAAGCUGGUGGACAAAAUGAAGGUCGACUUGUCACUAUUGGAGCCAAUUCUUCAACAAAAGUCAAUUGAUGUUGACGCUCUGAUGAAGAAACUAUUUGUUGACCAGGAGAAAGCUGACGAGGUCCGUAAAGUUGUGAAAGAAGAUGAGGCUCUAGCUCAGUCCCAGGCCGAAGAAACUCAGGCCAUUGCUGAUGAUGCUCAAAGGGACCUGGAUGAGGCUCUGCCUGCUCUGGAGGGAGCCAAUCAGGCUCUCAGAUCCCUGGAUAAGGCAGAUAUCUCUGAGAUCAAAGUGUUCACCAAGCCGCCAGACCUGGUCAUGACCGUCAUGGAGGCUGUCUGUAUCCUACUUGGCUGCAAACCAGAUUGGCUGAGUGCUAAGCAAGUACUCGGAGAUUCAAACUUCCUCCGCCGUCUGACUGACUAUGACAAAGGCAAUAUCAAGCCGCAGAUUCUACAAAAGCUACAGAAAUAUGUCAACAAUCCAGAUUUCAUUCCUGAAAAGGUUGAGAAAGUUUCCAAGGCCUGCAAAUCGAUGUGUAUGUGGGUCAGAGCAAUGGAUCUCUACAGCAGAGUUCUGAAAGAAGUUGGCCCAAAAAGAGCAAAACUGGCCAAAGCUCAAGAAGAGCUGGAUGCGACUAUGGCAACCCUGAGGGAAAAGCAGGAAAAACUCAUGGAAGUUGAGAAUAAGAUCCGUGUCCUACAAGAGCAGUUUGAGAGCAGUGAGAGAGAGAAGGAGGAUCUGGUGAACUCAAUGGCGCUGACUCAGGCCCGGUUGAGCAGAGCAGGAAAGCUAACAUCUGCUCUUGCAGACGAGCAGGUUCGUUGGGACCAGAGUGUGGCCCAGUUUGAACAGGAAAUCAUUGACAUUGUGGGAAAUGUUUUUAUUGCUGCUGCCUGUGUGGCUUACUAUGGAGCAUUUACUUCCCAUUAUAGACAGUUGUUAAUUGAGCAGUGGAUCAAACAGUGCCAAGAACUGAAUAUUCCCAUCAGCUCUAACUUCAGCCUGAUUAAGAUUCUGGGCGACCCGUAUGUGAUUCGUCAGUGGAACACAGAAGGUCUGCCUCGGGACACUGUGUCGACAGAAAACGCCAUCCUGGUGACACAAGGACGCCGGUGGCCUCUGAUGAUUGAUCCACAGGACCAGGCCAACAGAUGGAUUCGUUCCAAAGAGGGCAAAAAUGGUUUGAAAGUGAUCAAAUUAACUGACCCAAAUUUUCUUCGCACCCUUGAAAAUGCAAUCCGCCUCGGUUCUCCUGUGCUGUUGGAAGAGAUUAGCGAGAGUUUGGACCCUGCUCUGGAGCCUGUUCUGCUAAAACAGACAUUUGUAUCUGGUGGACGAACUCUGAUUCGACUUGGAGACUCAGAUAUUGACUAUGAUAAAAACUUCAGAUUUUACAUGACAACAAAAAUGGCUAACCCACAUUACCUUCCAGAAGUGUGCAUCAAAGUCACUAUUAUUAAUUUCACUGUGACCAAGUCUGGGUUAGAAGAUCAACUUCUAAGUGACGUUGUUCGCCUGGAGAGUCCUCAUCUGGAAGAGCAGAGAAAUCAGCUCAUUGUUCGAAUUAACAAAGACCGUAACCAGCUGAAAGACAUUGAGGACCGCAUACUGAAGCUUCUUUUUACAUCUAAAGGAAAUAUACUUGAUAAUGAAGAGCUUGUCCAGACUCUCCAGGAGUCAAAGGUUACGUCUGAGGCUAUAAAACAUCGUCUUGAGGAAGCGGAGGCCACAGAGGUCAUGAUCAACACUGCUAGAGAACGAUACCGUCCCGUAGCCACACGUGGAUCUGUGUUAUAUUUUGUUGUCGCAAGUCUCUCUGAAAUCGAUCCAAUGUACCAGUUCUCACUCAAGUACUUCAAACAGCUGUUUGUCACCACAAUCGAAACAUCGGAGAAGAGUAGUGUGUUGGAGGAGCGUCUUCAGAUCCUGCUGGACCAAAUCCUGCUCAAUUCUUACAUCAAUGUGUCCCGCGGCCUGUUCGAACAGCACAAACUUAUCUACAGCUUUAUGUUGUGUGUUGGCGUCAUGAGACAGAGAGGGGAGAUCUCAGAGGUGGAGUGGCAAUUCUUCCUUCGAGGAGGGGCCUCACUGGAACAGGAAAACCCGGAGUGCCCUGAUGUUCCAUGGCUGAGUGAUUUUUACUGGAAGACCUGUAUUCAGCUCCAUCACGUCCUGAACUGUUUCAAGGGCAUCUUCAAGGACAUUACCAAGACUCACAUCAGCAUCAAACUCGGGCGUUUUCAGGCAUCACUUAAUCCAGAAACCUGGGAGGGCUACGUCACAGAUCUACCGCGGCUAGAGGACUCUGGAAAGACAAAGCAGGGCGAGGUUAGAGGACACUGGAACGAAAGACUGGGGUCCUUUCAGAAAUUAAUCCUGAUCAAGAGCUUGAUGGAAGAGAAGGUUGUGUUUGCUGCAACUGAGUUUGUGAUCGUUAAUCUGGGGAAACAGUUCGUGGAGAACCCCCCGGUGGACCUGGCCAACCUGUACAACAACAUGUCUCCCUGCACCCCACUGGUGUUCAUCUUGAGCACCGGCUCCGACCCCAUGGGGGCCUUCCAGCGCUUUGCCAAAGAGCGAGGAUGUCUCGAAAAAGUGGAGUCCAUUUCACUGGGGCAGGGACAAGGGCCUAUAGCCGAGAAGAUGAUCCUUGGAGCCAUGGAAAGUGGAAACUGGGUUUUUCUUCAGAACUGUCACUUGGCUGUGUCCUGGAUGUUGGCAAUGGAGGAACUUAUAAAAACUUUCUCUGAACCAGAUACACAGAUCCAUGAGAACUUCCGCUUGUUCCUGAGCUCCAUGCCCACAAAAGUAUUCCCCGUCACAGUCUUGCAAAAUUCAGUCAAGGUGACGAACGAGCCUCCCAAAGGACUACGAGCAAAUAUGAGAAGAGCCUUUACAGAAAUCACCAGUAAUUACUUUGAGGACCAUGUUCUUGAAAACGACUGGAGAAAGAUUGUCUUUGGUGUCUGCUUUUUCCAUGCAAUUAUCCAGGAGCGGAAGAAGUUUGGCCCUCUGGGCUGGAACAUCCCAUAUGAAUUCAAUGAUAGUGACAGGGAGUGCGCCCUGCUUAACCUCAAUCUGUACUGCAAGGACGGCUCCAUCCCCUGGGACGCACUUAUUUACAUCACUGGUGAGAUCACAUACGGAGGCAGAGUGACUGAUGCCUGGGAUCAGCGAUGCCUCAAAACCAUCCUUAAAAGCUUCUUCUCUCCUCCGACUCUGAAUCCAGGCUACACUUAUUCAUCUUCAGGGAUUUAUCAUGCCCCAGACUCUAGCCACCUCAAUGAUUUCAGGGACUAUAUUGAAAGUCUGCCCAUUAUUGACGAUCCAGAAGUGUUUGGCAUGCACGAGAACGCCAACUUGGCUUUUCAGCGAAAAGAAACUUUAUCUUUGAUCAGCACCAUAAUGGAUGUUAACCCUCGGUCUUCGGCCAGCGAUGGAGCAAAGAGUAAUGAUGAAAUCGUCUGUGAGAUGGCGAAGUCCAUCUUAGAUAAACUCCCUGAGCGUCAAGACAUGAGUGAAGCUACAGAGGGCCUGUUUAUCCAAGAUGAACAUGGACGCUUGAACUCGCUCACGACGGUGCUGGGGCAGGAGGUCGAUCGAUUUAACAAUUUACUCAAAGUGCUCAAGACUUCUCUGGUGACUCUCCAAAAGGCCAUUGGAGGUCUUGUGGUGAUGUCAGAGGAGAUGGACCGCAUCUACAGGAGCUUCCUCAACAACCAGGUCCCGAGCCACUGGGCCAACUCUGCGUACCCUUCUCUGAAGCCACUGGCUUCAUGGGUCAAAGAUCUGGUGCUCAGGACCUUCUUUAUUCAGACUUGGAUCACUCGUGGACAGCCCAAAUCGUUCUGGAUCUCUGGGUUCUUCUUCCCUCAAGGCUUUCUCACGGGAGUGCUUCAGAAUCAUGCACGGCUCUACAAUCUUCCUAUAGACGAGCUGAACUUUCGCUUUAACAUGGUGGCUGUCUACAGGGAUCAGGCUGCUGUGAGCGAAGUGCUACGAGCUCUUCCUGAGAAUGCAAAAUUGGACAUGGAUGAUGAGCUGCCUGACCCAGGGGACGGUGUGCUGGUCCACGGGAUGUUUAUGGACGCGAGUCGCUGGGACGAUGAGAACAUGGUGGUCGCGGACGCUUUACCGCGACAGAUGAACUCCAUGUUACCAGUGGUGCACUUCGAGCCUCAGCAGAACUACAUCCCUGAUCCAGACCUGUACCAGGCUCCUCUGUACAAGACCUCCUCUCGGGCCGGGACCCUCUCCACCACAGGUCACUCCACUAACUUUGUUGUGACGGUCAUGCUUCCUUCGAGCCGACCCAGUGAUUACUGGAUCUCCAAAGCCUCUGCUCUGCUUUGCCAGUUAGAUGACUAG